Aplosporella prunicola CBS 121167 is the source of this 1970-nucleotide messenger RNA. RefSeq lists its product as uncharacterized. The transcript is spliced from 6 exons. Gene Ontology annotation, cellular component: membrane. Lineage: Eukaryota; Fungi; Ascomycota; Dothideomycetes; Botryosphaeriales; Aplosporellaceae. The coding region runs from base 222 to 1823 and encodes 533 amino acids. The record is from RefSeq and is a predicted model, not a curated record. Gene Ontology annotation, molecular function: carbohydrate:proton symporter activity. Gene Ontology annotation, biological process: transmembrane transport; carbohydrate transport.
UACUUGCACACGCCCCGCAUAUUCUUUCCUUCACAUCUGGGAUCGGGAGCGGGAAAUGGAGCUAUUGGAAAGGCCUUGCAUAAGCUCCGCGGUUGUUAUUCGGCUGGUAUCCCUUGAUAUAGGUGUCUUCGCUCUCAGCAAUUUCUCCUCGAUUCAAGAGUUGGAGACCAGCUGCUGCUGCAGAAGUAUCGGCUUUUGAAACUGGCGAAACAUCAACCACAAUGGCGAAAUCCGGGGCACAGACGAGCGUCUACAACAAGCUCGUUAUUGCGUUUGUCGCCUUAGGGUCGUUGACCUAUGGGUAUGCGUCAUCCAUUAUCAGCAGCACGAUUGGAGAGGCCGGCUGGUACACAUACUUCAACCUGCCUGCCGAGGGUGAACCUGGCUAUGCUAGCGUCACCACGCCUGUCAUUUCGACUGCCAAUGGCGUCUUCAGUGCCGGCGGUGCAGUCACUGCGCUAUUCACGAUGUGGUUUUGCGAUGCUUUUGGUCGAGUCGGGAGCAUCCAGCUGGGCUGCCUUUUCGGCAUGCUAGGAGGCGCCCUGCAGGGAGGUGCAAAGAACAUCGAGAUGUUCCAAGCUGGACGAUUCAUCAUGGGAAUGUGCGUCGGAGUCAUGGUUACAACCACCCCAAUGUACCUCUCCGAGAUGGCCAGCCCGAGCUCACGCGGUUGGAUCGUCGGCCACCACGCUAUUUUCCUCGUUUUCGGGUACAUGCUCGCGGGCUGGAUUGGCUUCGCCAUGUACUUUGCGCCAAAGGAGUUCGGAUGGCGCUUUCCGCUGUGUUUCCAAUGCCUUCCGCCUCUCAUCCUCUUUGCCGGCUCUUUCUGGGUCCCGCGUUCUCCGAGAUGGCUUGUCUCCAAGGGCCGAAUGGAAGAGGCGUGGACAGUUCUUCAGCGGCUGAGACGUUCACCAGACGACCCUAAUGAUUUGGUUGCGAAGGAAGAGCUGUUCCAAAUCAAGGAACAGUUGAAGCUUGACCAAGAGAAAUUAGUGGCAUACGGAGGUAGCCCAUGGAAAGCAGUCAUCAAGAAGAGAAGCUACCGCAAGCGGAUGAUCAUUGGAUUCCUGACACAAUGGGGCGCUGAAUUUGGUGGUCCCCUCAUCAUCAACAACUAUGCCGUUCUUCUCUACAACAACCUCGGCCAGACGGGCUACAUGCCUCUGCUGCUCUCGGCUGUUUGGCUCACCACUGCCGGUCUGAUCUACAACCCCGGAGGCGCGUGGCUCCACGACAAGGUCAACUCGCGUCGCGGCAUGUUCAUCACUGGCUUCUGCGGGAUCGUGGUGACCACUUCUGUAUUGGCUGCCAUGACAGCCCAGUAUGCAGGCACCAGCAACACAGCUGGUAAUGCCGUCGGUGUACUCUUCAUGUUCUUGUACCUUGCCAUGCAAGGAACCUGCUGCGACACGACGAUGUACUUGUACAUCUCGGAGAUUUUCCCCACGGAGAUUCGUGCAAUUGGAAUGGGAUGGUCGCUUUUUGGGCAGUUUGCCGCCACGCUUGUGCUUUUGCAGACGGCUCCGACUGGGUUUGCCGAAGUGGGCUGGAAGUACUACCUUGUUAUCAUCUGCUGGAGCGUCUUCUUCAUCCCGGUCAUCUACUUCUUCUGGCCCGAAACGGCGCAGCUUUCGCUCGAAGAGAUUGGGAAGAACUUUGGCGACGAGGUCGCCGUGCACGUCAACGAUGCGAGUGAAGAGGAGAGACACCGCCUUGACCAGGUUCUUGAGAAGACAGAUGUGCUCAAGAACGGGAGCGUCGUCAGCAACAGUGGAGGUACCAGCCCGGCAAGCGUUGAGCAGAAUGGCGAACGAAAGGUCUGAGGGAAUCGAGAGGCUUCUGCUUAUUUCUUUGAACGUUCAUUUUCUAUUGCCAAUUCCGUAAGUACUUUUUAACCAUUGCCAAAAUACUUCAUAUUAGACAUUGUAGUUGUAAUUCUUCAAUCGAGGAUUGCUUUUCCUUCGACCCGA